CAUGUUAUGAUUUAAAUGUUUAUUGGUCUUAAAAAUAUAUGGUUCCUCGAGGAAUAAAUAAGUGAAAGACUAAUAAAAUAUAUAAAGUGGAGUCUCAAGUAGUUCUCAAGUUAGAAAUAUUCUUAGAGAUCUAACGAUAAUUUAAAAUAUUUUUAAGUUGGGAGCUCCGAGUAGCUUUUCAUGUUAGAAUUAUUUGUGGAUUUUGAAUUUAAAAGUUCAGAACGAGUACACUGUUAAAAUGCUCAUGCAGCUGUCACAAUCCCUUGCUGGCACUUUUAUGUUUCUGUCUGUGGAUGUAGAGUUUUUUUCUUUUUUCUUUUCUUAAAUGUGGAUUUUAGAGUUAAUAGACUAUGAAAGCACUUUUUUUUAUGAGAUUGUGGCAUCAAUGCUCAUUGAGAUUAUUAAGUUUCUGGAUCAGUGAAAUUCCUAGCAAACAUACACUAUGACUUGUAUAUUAUUUUUCACCUAUAAAUGCGUUCUCAGGUAUUCAAUCUGGUUGGAUAGCAAAUUAAGUCUACAAAUUGACCCUCUACUCGUUCUUGAAUAUUUCCUUUGGCGCAAAGGUUACGGGUAUGCUAUUUCUAAUCACUACGAUCGCCAUUGUGUAUGGGAAGAGGUCGCACAAAACAAGAGACUGAAUAAGUAUAAUCAUACUAUUAUAGAUCAGCAAUUUACUUUCUACCAGGCUGAUGGACUGAAAAAGUUUAAUGCUUCUGAUCCAAACAAGCUUCUUCCCAGCAAUGUACCUGAAGGGUCUCUAAUUGUGAGAGCGCAUACUCCAAUGUCAAAUCUGUUUUCCUGUCUUUGGUUCAAUGAGGUUGAACACUUUACUCCUCGUGACCAACUGAGUUUUGCGUAUACAUAUCAGAAACUAAGAAGAAUGAAUCCUGACAAACCAUUUCGUCUUCAUAUGUUCAAGGAUUGUGAGAGGAGAGCAGUUGCAAAGCUGUUUCAGCACAGGUCAGAGGAGAAGCGAAAUAGUCUCCGUCAACAAGCAGCAGAAUGAAAUGCGCCGAUUGUGUUUCAUGGGAAGCCUAUUCCUUUACAUCAUUCAUAGCCACUCCCAGAUAUAGUGCCUGAUGAUGGUAUAGAUCCUGCAAUGCCCCCAAGAUAUGUUACCGAAAUUAUGGUUGUUGACAAGGUACUCCGGAUUAUACAAUCUGAACUUGAAGGAAAUACAAGGGAUACAGGAGUUACUUGGCAGUUCUUUCAUUGGGGUGAGGUAAUAUUGCUGGAUCCCUCCAACUCCAAUUAAAUACAGCUGUGUGGAAAAGUAACUAGCGAUCUACUUAAAGCUUCUUCAUUGUACCAAUUCAAUUCACUAUUCUUUGUUCCAUUUUGAGGCUAGCCAGCCAUGCACCCAAAUGCCUUUUGUACCCUCCCAUAUUGUGGAUUCUAUUAUUAUAAUUUUUUUCAUUAAAUGUCAAA
Messenger RNA from Ricinus communis (castor bean), 1428 nucleotides. Its product is annotated as probable hexosyltransferase MUCI70. The transcript is spliced from 3 exons. Bases 443 to 1006 code for a protein of 187 amino acids. NCBI's taxonomy places the organism in Eukaryota, Viridiplantae, Streptophyta, Magnoliopsida, Malpighiales, Euphorbiaceae. The record is from RefSeq and is a predicted model, not a curated record.